Eucalyptus grandis is the source of this 1083-nucleotide messenger RNA. Its product is annotated as cysteine-rich receptor-like protein kinase 10. The record is from RefSeq and is a predicted model, not a curated record. Bases 1 to 1083 code for a protein of 360 amino acids. NCBI's taxonomy places the organism in Eukaryota, Viridiplantae, Streptophyta, Magnoliopsida, Myrtales, Myrtaceae. Gene Ontology annotation, molecular function: protein kinase activity; ATP binding. Gene Ontology annotation, biological process: protein phosphorylation. The transcript has 6 exons.
AUGACGAAUGAAGCCGGCGACGGAAUAAGCGGUGCAAGCGAACUUACCACUAUGGAGUCUUUGCAAUUUGACUUCACUACAAUACAAGCUGCGACAAAUGAUUUCUCUCCUGAAAACAAGUUGGGUGAAGGAGGAUUUGGUGAAGUUUUCCAGGGUAGACUUCCUAAUGGACAACAAACCGCGGUAAAGAGGCUAUCUCAAAGCUCAAGACAGGGUGAUGAGGAAUUCAAGAAUGAAGUUCUAUUAGUUGCAAAGCUUCAACACAGAAAUCUUGUACGAUUGCUUGGAUUUUGCUUGGAGGGAAGGGAAAAGCUACUAGCGUACGAGUUUGUGCCAAAUAAAAGCCUUGAUUUCUUCUUAUUUGAUCCCCAAAAAAGCGGUCAAUUGAAUUGGCCAUUACGAUAUAAAAUAAUAUCUGGGAUUGCUCGAGGAUUGCUCUACCUACAUGAAGAUUCUCGUCUCCGAAUCAUCCAUCGUGACUUAAAAUGUAGCAACAUCUUGUUAGACAGUGAAAUGAACCCAAAGAUUUCGGAUUUUGGCAUGGCAAGGAUUUUUGGAGGUGAUCAAACUCAGGCUAGUACAAAUAAAAUCGUGGGGACAUUUGGUUACAUGUCUCCAGAGUAUGCAAUGCAUGGAGAGUUCUCGGUUAAAUCUGAUGUUUAUAGUUUCGGCAUACUACUUUUAGAGAUCAUUUGCGGCAAGAAAAAUAAUUUCUACCACCAAUUGGAUGGGGUGAAUACCUUGCUAGCAUGGAAUCAAUGGAGAGAUGGCACACCCUUGAAAGUGUUGGACUUGGCUAUCAUGGAUUCAUAUUCAAAAGAUGAAGUACUUCGAUGCCUGCACAUUUGCUUACUAUGCAUCCAGGAAGAUCCGGCUAUUAGACCCACCAUGGCAACUGUAGUUCUCAUGCUUAGCAACAAUUACUUUAACCCGCCAUCACCUCGACAUCCAGCCUUCUUUGUCCGAAGUCGAUCUCGAGGGCUAAGCAUCCCAAUGAAAGAGCUUCAAUCAAACCAAUCCACUAGUAGUACCAUGCCUUUGUCAACCAAUGGUAUGUCAAUUACCGAAUUCUACCCCCGAUGA